Molecule: messenger RNA, 1506 nt
Organism: Aspergillus campestris IBT 28561
Lineage: Eukaryota; Fungi; Ascomycota; Eurotiomycetes; Eurotiales; Aspergillaceae
Product: nucleic acid/nucleotide deaminase domain-containing protein
Exons: 1
Coding region: 1-1506 (501 amino acids)
Source: RefSeq, a predicted model, not a curated record
AUGUGUUCGUUGCGCAUUCUAUACAGAUUGGGUUUAAGAGCGAGUAGAAAUCAGGUCAGGAAAUCGAGGAGACCAAUAAGGGAGAUUUUGCAGAAUAUGCUAAAGUGUGCCACACGAGUCGCGGCAAAGUGUGCGAGUGAACCUCUUCGGGCUACUGCAAUAAUAUUUAGAAAUAAAGCCAGAGAAGUUACGGGUCUAAUAGAUUCGUGGCAGGGUCAUCAGACAGCCGCUCGUCUCAGUGACCUGGUCAGGGGAAUAAACCGGUUACACCAAUUGAACCAGCUCAGUGACAUGCUUGACGAGAUACCGGCACCUGAGCUGCAGAAAGAGGCGAAAAAAAGCUUCCUGAACGCUAUCGGAAAAAUCUCCCGGUACGCCGAGGCUCCUAGGAUACUUCGACGGAUAGCAAAAAAGUUCCGCGUAGCUCGAAAUAUGACAGCAAUCCCCGUCAAGCUUCCUAGGGACGCGUUUGAUAUCCCAUCGAUCGGCACAUACGCUCCUGACAUAGAAUCUUCCGUUGCUCGAAUCGAUCAUCAAUACUCUGACCAGAAGAAGUUGAACCGGGUAUAUCAUCUUCUGGGCUACACCGAGGUGCAAUCUGCAUCCCUGUUCUCAAAACAGGUACACAGGACAUUACGAGAAGCUAAGAUUCAUGCGGAGGUCCAGCUAGUAAUUUACUGCGAACUGCAAAGGCCGACAUUGUUUCCCCGUGUCGUCUGCUCAAGCAAAGACGCCUGCUUUUUAUGCAGCGCUUUGAUUUGCCUGCACAAGCAAAUACAUACGCCGAGAUGUCAUGGGAGAUUGUACCCUGGUUGGCGACUGCCGUCCUUACCUCAGACGAAAGAAUUAGAGGAACGCUUCAACAAAACACUCGAGAAUUCUAUUAAGGAAAGCCUAUCUAUGCUCUUCACCAGACAACGAAAAACGACAUACCCGCCCCCCAACGAAAGCACCCUCCUCACUAUUCCCGUCUCAGAGACAACGAAAUCUGGCCUAACGCAACUUGAUCUAGAGCAGCUGUCGUGCGAAAAGAGCGUUCAACUACACUCCCAGACGGCUGAUAAGCCAUACAAAGAGCUAGAAUCUGGGAACUCAAGCUGUACAAGCAUUCCUUGUGGCGCAGCAUGCGAAGGCAGCCUAACAGAUCUAGGGUCCCCGUUUAUGGCCAAAGACCAGGAUUCAGACAGCAAGGUGAUUAGCGAACAAGUGCUGUCGCAGGGCAUAGUGGUGCAUGAUUGUAUCGAUCCCGGCGGAAUAUCUGCAUGUUAUAUCGCUGGCACGAUAAAACUUGGGAUAGAAUACGUGACAGGGUUAGAAGGUAUCAAAUACAGUGUUGAAUGGCUCACUGCGGAAGAGAUGAAGGCUUUACAAAGUAGAGCUUAUCCGCCUUUAUUUGUGGAUGUGGAAUCUCUAGCAAGUGAAAUGUCGAUACGGAACCACAACAGUGUCUGCAUAUUGGUAAAGAGCAACACGUUAAGACUUAGUUGGGAGUCAAAAAGUACAUGA